Sphaeroforma arctica JP610 is the source of this 1395-nucleotide messenger RNA. RefSeq lists its product as hypothetical. The record is from RefSeq and is a predicted model, not a curated record. Gene Ontology annotation, molecular function: protein binding. The transcript is spliced from 11 exons. Gene Ontology annotation, biological process: transcription-coupled nucleotide-excision repair; protein polyubiquitination; proteasome-mediated ubiquitin-dependent protein catabolic process. Gene Ontology annotation, cellular component: Cul4A-RING E3 ubiquitin ligase complex; nucleotide-excision repair complex. The coding region runs from base 12 to 1364 and encodes 450 amino acids. Lineage: Eukaryota; Ichthyosporea; Ichthyophonida.
UUUAUAUUUAUAUGAAUGUAUAUAUAAUAUUCAUAAGAGUAUUCGGCGAUGCUCCCAUCAUAAAUGUUAUUGAUCUUAGUCUUAAGAAUAGUACAAUGUUGAAAUCAAUACGAUGGCGUGAACACGGGCUGGAACCUCCCGCCCGGUUGCAGUGGAGGGAGAAUACCAGACGAUCAUUCGCUGCUGAAUUGAGUACUAAUUUUGAGUUUGAACGCGUUCACUCUGCGGCCGUUACUUCCAUAGACAUCGAUGUCUCGGAAGCUCGAUACCUGCUAUCGGCUUCUACGAAUGGAGCGGUAGCGAUCCAUGAUGUAAUGGAUGCUAAGCCUGAGCCGCUUAGCUACCAUGAUGCUCAACCAGCGCAGCACACACCGAGACCAGCAAUAGCUCCCGUGAUUGCGAAGUUAUCUGACGCACAUGCCUUUAGUAUUGGACGGGCACAAUGGUACCCAGUGGAUACGGGUCUGUUCACUACCAGCGGGUUUGACCAUCUCCUGAAAGUAUGGGAUACAAACGCUAUGGAAUGCGUCACAACCUUUGAUCUGAAGGAUAGAGUGUUCACUCACGCCCUACCUACCAAUGCCACGGGUCAUUGUCUGAUGGCCACUGCCACGGCGGGCAGCAGUAUCCGAUUGUGUGAUAUGCGUUCGGGAGGGUAUACACACACUUUACAAGGUCACAACGAUAGCGUUCUGUCUGUGGUUUGGUCGCCGAGGGAUCAAUAUACACUUGUCAGCGGUGGCAGGGACCAUCGUCUGCUUAUGUGGGAUAUAAGAUCAGCUAAGAGUUUGUUGGGUGCUCUGGACCAGUAUAACAGCAGCGGCUCCUCCGAUGCAACGGGCCGCCAUACCGCGCACAAUGGAGGAGUGAAUGCAGUCACCUUCACUCCUGAUGCACUUUAUAUUCUCAGCUCAGGGAGGGACAACCGUAUGCGACUGUGGGAUCAAUUCACGGGACUAAACACGCUCAACAAUUAUGCGGCGAUUGAGAACACUAGUCGUACCACAGCUCAGGUGGCCGUAUCCCUACAUUCUGAGAGGCCUAUCGUAUACCACCCCACUGGUCACGACAUAGCUCUGUAUGAGUUGUAUACGGCAAAGCGCGUACACACGUUGACGGGUCAUUUCGGGCGAGUCAAUACAAUCGCCUGUCACCCGAGCGAGCCUUUAGUGUACAGUGGAGGGCACGAUCAUGAGAUUCUCUGUUGGAGUCCGGGCACGGACGAGAGGCGCCGCAGGGCUGCAUUAGUAGAUGACAAGGGAACGUUCAGCGAACACAAAACUGCAGACGCGUCCGACUUCCAGCUGGAUGUCGGUGGGGAGACAAGGCGGCCAGAACUGGACACGUGGAGCGACGAGGAUUAAAAAAGAUUGGAAGAAAAAAUAGUAGUAAUUA